AUGCGUAACCAGAAGACUAUCAUUGCCACAGCGAUUCUGGCUGGCCAGAUCGCUAACGGAGCAUAUAUUUCUAUCGUCCGCGACUCCGCAAACACACAAGCAACUGCUGCCGCCUCUUCACAGAAGAUCCACGUCGCUGGGAACGACCCUCCUCACUUUUCCUACGACCCACAGCCAUCUUUCAGCUAUCAACCAUUAAAGAUCACUACCGAAUUCGAGACUUUGACCUGGACGCCUACCAUCUUCUCCUAUCAGCCUAUGACCACACUACUCGCGCGCCGCGAUGUCAACCCUAUCAAUGGACUGCCUGUUCCCUAUGUUGCCAAGGGUAUCGUGACUGUCAUCACGAAGACCCUGACUACCGUCGUGCCUGUGAACUCUGUCUGUCAGCGACCAGCUCCAACUUCGAGCAGGGAGGCAUCCUCCGGUUCGUGUUCUGUGGUUACCAGUUUUAGUCCGUAUUCUUUCGCUGAGACCAGCAGCAGCAGCUCUGUGAAACACCGUUUGACUCCGGAAGCGCCUGAUCCUACUGCUGUCCCUUCUACUUUUCGCACGACACUGCUUUCGAAUGGCACAGGUAUUCAGCGUACCGUUGCUGAGUCCCCAAAUCCAACUGCUAUCCCUUCAGCCUUUCGCACGACGCCGCUCUCUAGCCAAAACAGUACCACUGGAGUCCAGCACACCGUGGCUGAGUCUCCGAACUCUACUGCUAUCCCUUCUGCUUUUCGUACGAAGCCACUGACUACUACUCAGACAGAUAGCAGUGGCAUCAGUAUCACCCCAAUCAGCCCUACCAGGAUCAAUAAUUCUACGGCUUACAUCCCUGCUCCAUCGAGCAGACCCGCGAGCACAGCCACACAGUCAUUCAACGCUGUAUGGACUUCUUCCAGCACGCAUUUCCCUACUGCUACUUUCGCCACUUCGACCCCACUGCCAUCUCUCGACCUCUGGUGGACUCAUACCUCCUCUUCCACUUUUACUACGAAAGCUAGUCCGUCUUCUUGGGAUUACCCGUAUCCGGACGAGACUAAGGCUCCGGCUUCGACAAAGGCAAGUUCAUCUUUUGAGUAUCCUUACCCUGACGAGCCUACUAAGAGUAAGGCACCGAAAAGUACGGCAAGUGGAAAGAAUUGUGCGUUUCCCUAUCCAGGUUGCGAUGAAUGA
Messenger RNA from Lecanosticta acicola, 1164 nucleotides. The record is from the annotation of a GenBank genome assembly. NCBI's taxonomy places the organism in Eukaryota, Fungi, Ascomycota, Dothideomycetes, Mycosphaerellales, Mycosphaerellaceae.